This is a messenger RNA of Fopius arisanus, 1844 nucleotides long. Its product is annotated as extensin-1. The coding region runs from base 269 to 1681 and encodes 470 amino acids. The record is from RefSeq and is a predicted model, not a curated record. The transcript has 3 exons. Lineage: Eukaryota; Metazoa; Arthropoda; Insecta; Hymenoptera; Braconidae.
CGCGGGUGUCCCCCUGGAAUUACAGUGGGAUACAGGUGUGGGCCUUUUCCUAGUCAUCAGCGUUUAAUACAUGCCCAAACCUACUCGACGUUUUCGUUUCCCACCUAUAUAAGCGUUCGUACUACCGGCCAAUUUUACCAGAAGAGGAUUCACACAAUUCACGAGUGGACGCACCUACUUGUCAGCGUACCAUUAUAAUUAGUUUAAUUAUUCACCAUCACCUGAGUACAAAUAGUCAUCGAUUAUUCAGACUCGGAGGAUCAGCAAGAUGCGGUGGAAUUAUAUGGUGGUGCUGCUGUGCCUCCUGGUCCUUGUGUGUGGAGUGCUCGCAGAGCCUAUUCGGAAGAGAGAGGCACCGUUGGGCAUCGUACCACCGCCCCUGCCGGCUUUUGGUGGAUUAAGUGGUACUCCAACGCAAUCGUAUAGUCCUCCGGCUCAGAGUUAUGGGCCUCCAGCUACUUCGUAUGGGGUUCCAGCCGCAAUUCCUGCUCCCUCGUACGGCCCCCCAGCUCCGGUCCCUGCUCCUUCGUAUGGUCCGCCAGCCUCAGCUCCGGCUCCUUCAUACGGUCCCCCAGUUGCGGCCCCUGCUCCUUCAUACGGCCCACCAGCUCCGGCUCCUUCAUAUGGAGCACCGGCUCCUUCAUACGGCCCUCCAGCUCCGGCUCCUUCGUAUGGACCACCGGCUCCUUCAUAUGGCCCUCCAGCUCCCUCAUAUGGACCACCAGCUCCUUCAUACGGCCCUCCAGCACCCUCAUAUGGCCCUCCAGCUCCUUCAUACGGGCCUCCCGCACCGCCCUCCGGCUCCUGGCAAAAAAAGCUCACGUGGAAGGAAGAGUGGAAGCAAGUGUGGAAGAAUGACAAGAAGCUCCAGUGGAAACAAUCCUGGAAAAAAGUGCAAGUUCCGGCGUGGAAGGAGGUGAAAGCUCCAGCGUGGAAAGAAGUCAAGGAGGAGCAGUGGAAGAAAGUUCAAAAGCCAGUUUGGCAGAAGGUGCAAGUGCCAAUUUGGAAGGAAGUGCAGACCCCCGCCUGGAAGCAGGUGUGGAAGCCUGUCUGGCGUGAAGUUCAGGUUCCAGCUUGGAAAUCAGUCCAAGUACCUGAUUGGAAGAAAAUUUGGAUUCCAGUAUGGGUCGACGAUGACAGCCACGGUUCUCCACCAUCAGACUCCUACGGGCCCCCAGCAAUCGGAGGCUCUGGAGGACAUGGCGGUGACGAGGGCUAUCACUAUGGGCCCCCAGGUGGAGGUGGCGCCGAUGGGCACGGAGGUGACGAAGGCUAUCACUACGGACCCCCAGCUACACCCCAGAAGAAACUCAUCUGGAAGGCAAGCUGGAAAAAAAUCUGGAGAACCGAGCAGAAGCAAAUCUGGGAGACCAAGAAGAAAAUGGAGUGGAAGAGCGACUGGGUAAAGGUGUGGAAAACUCAGAAGAAGCAGGCAUGGAUAACUGAUAAAAAAUUAGCCUGGAAGGAGGAGGACGUCAAGGUAUGGGUACCAGUGAAAAAGCAAAUUUGGAUCACGCAAAAGGUGAAAAUUUGGAAGGACGAGUGGAAGAGUGUGACCGUGCCUGUCUGGGCAAACGUGCAGGUGGCAUCCUGGAAGAAAGUGUGGAAGCCGGUGUGGGAGAAAGUUUGGGUCCCCAGUCAGCCACAUCACGACGAGGAGCAUCAGGGAUAUCAGCGAUAAGAUGUACUCGCUAAUAAUUCAACAAUGUGAAUAUAAUAUUUAAGAGAAUUUCGAUUCUCCAGCUAUCCAUGACUCUUGUAAAUAUCUUCCUCUGCAAUUAUUAAUUAUAUUAUAUUUUUCAUAUGAAAAUAAAUAUAUUGUAAAACCUUUUUUAAAAAUAAAA